AUGGACCCACCUCGAGUAUCAACAACACAGCAGACCAAGCCUUCAUAUUCAUCGCUCAAUUCAACAUUUCGCCAAAACGGCAGCAAUCGAACAAUCUCACAUCUUCAAAACGAGAGUCAAGGUCCUGAAUAUGGCGCUGGACGCCUGGUCCCUCAUACCCCGGGCGAAUCUACAGCGCCGGGUGAUUCGGGCUUAAAUGCCGCCGUCUCUCCAGAUACACCACCUGUGCCGCAUAUUCCAGUCAACCUGCCGCGUCCUGCUGACAGUUCGGAUUCGAACGGUGAAUGGCCGUCCGACGCUCGCUUGACCAGAGAAACACAGAUUGAGCGGUCGCGCAGAGAAGCUGCUCGCUCUAGUCAGCAGAGACGAUCGUGCAUGCCAGCCCUCAGAGACAGAAGUAUAAGGAGGCGGCUAUACACACUGAUCCCAGCCACCAUCUUCCUGCUCGCUAUUAUCGCUUUCUACCUCGCAAUACACUCCGCGACACACCUCGGUCAGGAAAUUCAUAUUCUAUUGAUCUUCAUGAUCUUGAUUCUCUCCAUCAUCUUCUGCCAUGCUUUGAUUCGCUUCGCUAUGGAGAUCCUGCAGGACCCCAGGUCUGCUGUUGCGAGUAAUCGCAUACCCAGUAGAGUAGGCCCAAUGGGAUAUGCUCAGCCAGAUCGCCCCAUUCAGGUCACGCUUGCGGGAGAUGAGGAAGCUUUGGUCGACGGCGCCGUACGGGAAAAGGUCACGGCUCCCCCUCCAGCAUAUGGUCUAUGGAGAAGUAGCGUGAGAAUCAACCCUGAUCUCCUCUAUUGGCGGCGUCUAGAGGACGAUGAACUUCCACUCGCCGCUGUCAACGGGAUGGAGAGGUCGAACAGGAAACCUUCAGCGCCUAGACCUCCUAGUUACACAUCCGAUGAUGGUGUCGAUUACGUGAUUCAAGCUCAACCACGACCUUUCACUACCCGACAUGAUACGGAGGAUCCAGUGCGUCAGUAA
Molecule: messenger RNA, 981 nt
Organism: Aspergillus viridinutans
Lineage: Eukaryota; Fungi; Ascomycota; Eurotiomycetes; Eurotiales; Aspergillaceae
Exons: 3
Coding region: 1-981 (326 amino acids)
Source: RefSeq, a predicted model, not a curated record